Molecule: messenger RNA, 2562 nt
Organism: Dendroctonus ponderosae (mountain pine beetle)
Lineage: Eukaryota; Metazoa; Arthropoda; Insecta; Coleoptera; Curculionidae
Product: RE1-silencing transcription factor
Exons: 4
Coding region: 78-2357 (759 amino acids)
Cellular component (GO): nucleus
Molecular function (GO): zinc ion binding
Source: RefSeq, a predicted model, not a curated record
CAUGAAAAUGACAGUCGAGGUAAAGAUGGCGUCUUGUAUUGUUAGUGUUUAGAUACAUUAUUGUUUUAUUUGAAAAAAUGUCUGUAAAUCCAGUCUGCCGGACGUGUUUAGUCAUUAUUCCCGAUGGAAAGACUGGACACAAUCUUGAUGAUGAAGACACAUCGGACAAUAUGAGGGAAAUCAUCACUUUGUGCGUGCCUGAAAUGGAUACCUACGUUUCGUCACUCCCUUCCAUCUGCGAUAGCUGCUAUGACAUCCUGCUCGGUUUCUACCGCUUUAAAGUGCGGUGCCUGCAAGUGGAAAGCGCCAUUCGAUCUUACAUCGAUUCCAACAAUCUGCAGGAAUGCUCUACUGUGGAUUUGCGCCACGUGGCUCGUCUGCAGGCUCUGGACGCCCUGAAACAGAAGAACUGGUCGCCUCAUGUUGGCCGGAAGUUAAUCGCAUCGGUGGAUAAGUGUUUGGAUCCGAAGAAGGCUGGACUGAAGCGACUGGGGAAGUUUCGCAAGCGCAAAAUGACGGCGAGCUCUUUUGUUGCUGAUCAGAAGGAUGGUAGUUUGCCUGAAGGAUAUAUUAGAGUGAGGACGAAUCUGAUGCCCGAUAGGCAAGGCCCCAGCAGCAAUCUGACGGUGAAUCCGCUCAACAUUUGGGCGUCAAAAGCGGCAGCCAAGAAGAAAGGCUAUAAUGCUCUACAGCUUUGUCCGAAAUCGGGGGUUUUGAAGAAGGUGAACAACAAAGCCUCAAGAAGAGUCAGUGAAAGUGACGACGUAAUUUUCGUGGAUAGUCAAAAAGCCAGCGAUGACGAGGUGGUGCUUAUUAACGACGAUCAAGACGAUCGUCCCGAAGCCAACAGCUCCAAUGCCCCGAAAAGGUUAAAAAGGAAACUCGACGCUCCAAUUGUGCUGGAUAAGACUGUAAGCAAAAGGCAGAAGUUGCAACUGGGCCAGAAUUCACGCAUGUCGUCUGGUCAGUCGAAAACUGGCGAAAAGAAACUGGUGGUAAAGUUGCGCAAUGAGCGGCUGUUCAAGUGUAAUUGUUGCCAGUAUGUCGCAUUGGAGCCGAUGGCAUUACAAACCCACUACUUCCAGCUGCAUAGAAUGUGCAAGCUGUGCAAUUUUAAAUGUUCGAAGAAACCGACUUUGAACAACCACAUCAGCCAGAAGCAUCGGAGAGAACUUCAGCUAGCGUGCAAAUUCUUCCAAAACAAUGUCGCAUGUGAUUUUGUAUGCAGUCUGUGCAGAUUCGCAGGCAAAAACUUAGUAGAACUGGUUCAGCAUCGGCUGGCCAAACACAUCAAAAUGGACCACAAGCUGGGCGCCUAUCAAUGUCCGUUUGUCUAUUGCCAGUUUCAUCAUGAUAACGCGACAAAUGUGGCUGAGCACGUGGCGGCAAAACACGAUAAACCCGAUAGAAAGGAGUGUUUGAUGUGCAACUUCGUUGGAACAUCCGUGGAUAAAAUAAAUAAACACGUGCAAAGCCACGACCUGACGUUCUGCCCUUGUCCGAUUUGCGGGUACAAAUGCAAAAAAUCCCUGGAUCAGCACAUGCAGAAGAAUCAUCCGGGUGUGGACUAUGAUGACGGAACCACAGUUGGCGUUGUUUACGACGAUGGAAUACAAUUCGACAGACUGACCAGCAAUGACGACUUCAAAAUAACACUGGGCCCUUCCGGACUACAAAGCCACUCGCUUCCGCAGAGUGUUGGAACAGCGCGCACUGCAGACGAAGAGGAGACGUAUCAUUGGGCUCAGCCCAGCCUAUCGGAGAUGCUUUGCGGUCACUUACUAUCCCAAGAAAACAACAUCAGUGAAGUUUCCGAUGAAAGUGCGGCUGAUCAAGCAGCGAAGCCGAAAUCGGGUCCAACAAACGGCAGGAAGCGCAAAAGAGAUGCCACAAAUGAUGAUUCGGACGACUGCGUUCUUGUUGAAACGGAGCGAAUGGUUGUGACGGUGGAAAGUUCAGAAGAAGAGGACAGCGUUGAGUCGAAUAAGGAAGAUGCUACAAAGACCCAUCAGGAAACUUCGCUACUAAGCGGUGAGGAGCACAAUUUAUCCUCGAGCACCACAGAUACGGGCAACCUUGCAUCUUCUGAAGAAUCCCCGACUGACCCAAUUCUGAGUGCUGCAGACGAUGGGGAUGCGGAUAAAAGUCAAACUCGUGCUACUGAAUGUUUGGAAAACGGAGUCAACGCUGAAGAAGAAUCGAGUGCGGAAAAAGACAUUAGAGACCCAGUGAGUGAAAGUGAAACCCCAGCCGAUUCUGCAGCUCAACCGGUCAAACCGCUGGAAGAAGAUAUGGAGAAAGCUCCUGAAGAAAAAGAAAGCGUGCCCUUGGAGAAUUGUGCGGAAAAAUCAGUGUAACGCCCUCAUUGCAAAGGUGAUUGGCUUGCGGUGGUUUGCCCAUUGAAAAAGCCACUGGGCAUUUAUUUAAUGGCCGUUUCUCGAGCUCAUUGCAAAAGAAAAGAGUCUAAUUCGCAAGUCAUUAUAUACUUAGUUUUAAUCAAAAAAGCAUUCUGAUUCGUUUUUUCCCGCCACAUUUCAAUUUCAAUAAAUAUUUUAUUUCGCA